GUGCCUCACGGUAUCAGUAGGAACAGGAAGAGUACCUGACCAGGUGGACCAGGACGACUCGUUAGAAGAACCAUCAUGGCACUCCAAUGGGUGAAGCCGUGGAUCGCUCUGCUCUUCGGACUAUCUGCUGCACAUUCUGAGACUGUUAUGAUUCCAGACAUGACUUCCAUUGGGAGUCUAUAUGAUUCCAAACUGCAAAUCGUAUCAGCAGGAGCAAGUCCCACUCAUAACGGGCAGGUCUGCAGCACAUGGGGUAACUACCACUACAAAACCUACGAUGGAGACCUCUUCCAGCUGCCCUACACCUGUAACUACGUGCUGUCGUCAUUGUGUAAGAGCAGCAGCGGCUACGAGGCCUUUAACAUUCAGCUGCAGCGCGGGGAGGUAGAUGGGCUGCCCACCAUCACCAAGGUUUCUUUGAAGCUGGAUGGAACCUUCGUGGAGCUGGCCAACGGUAACGUCAGCGUCAAUGGAUUACAGGUCACCAUACCGUUUGGUCAGUUUAACGUCUUCAUUGAGAGGACCGUUUCCUAUGUGAAGAUCACAGCCAAGCUGGGGUUAGUCAUCAUGUGGAAUGAGGAUGACUCCCUCUGGGUGGAGCUGGACUCAAAGUUCCAGAAUCAGACAUGUGGGCUGUGUGGAGACUUCAACGGAGUCCAGAACGAGUUCAAUAGGAAGGAUGAUUAUCUGAAGACAAUCGACUAUGCCGAUAUUUGGAAGAUGAAUGGCCCAACAGAGACCUGUACAGAAAUCCCUGUUCACACUGAGCAGUGUGAAGACCAGACCAAACGUUGUGAGCAGCUUCUCACCAGUCUUGCCUUCAGUAGCUGUAAGGACCUGAUUGCCACAGACUCCUUCAUCAAGGCCUGUGCAGAAGACAUGUGUCAUUGUGGCAACAGCAGCAGCAGUGUCACCUGCGCCUGUCCCACCAUGUCAGAGUACUCCCGCCAGUGUGCUCACGCAGGGGGGAAACCCCAGGAGUGGAAGACCGACCAGUUCUGCUUGAAGACGUGUCCUUUAAGCAUGCAGUACCAGGAGUGUGGUAGUCCCUGCACUGAUACCUGCUCCAACCCAAAGAGGAACCAGCAUUGUGAGGAACACUGCACCGACGGAUGCUUCUGCCCUGCUGGUACAUGCACUCAUUAUGCUGUUUGUCUAAAUGGACUGUCUUACCAGCCUGGACAAUCAUUCUCAAGAACAUGCCACAAAUGUACCUGUAUCCAAGGCCAGUGGAGUUGUAUGGAUCUAGAUUGCCCUGCUACCUGCUCCAUAGUGGGAGGUUCCCACAUCACCACCUACGAUGGGAAAGCCUACACCUUCCAUGGAGACUGCUCAUAUGUCCUGUCCAAGCAAACCAACAAGACUGCUUUCACAGUCCUGGGUGACAUAGUGAAAUGUGGGAAGACGGACAUUGAGACCUGCCUAAGAUCUGUAACCCUGGUGACUCCAGAGUCCACGAUGAUCGUCAUCGAGGCCAGUGGAAGGGUCUUUGUCAACAAGGUGUUUUCUCAGAUGCCGCUUUUCAUGGCGGAUGUAAGGAUCUUUCAGCCCUCUACAUUCUACAUCGUUGUGCAUACCUCUUAUGGGCUCCGUCUAGAGGUCCAGCUAACACCUAUAAUGCAGGUCUACAUCGUAGCUAGCAGUUCACACAAAGAAAAAACCCAGGGUCUUUGCGGAGACUUUAACGGUGUCCAAGCUGACGACUUCAGAACCAUCAAUGGACUCGUGGAAGGAACCGCUGUGACGUUCGCCAACACUUGGAAGACCAAAGCAAGCUGUCCUGAUGCAGAACAGAACUUUGAGAUCCCAUGCAGUCUGAGUGUAGAGAACGAGAGAUAUGCCAAGCACUGGUGCUCAAUGCUGUCAGAUAGUGAAGGAAUAUUUUCCCAAUGCCACACUGAGAUCAACCCAAAUUACUACAAGGAAAUCUGCCUAUAUGACAGUUGUAACUGUGAGAGGAGUGAGGAGUGCAUGUGUGCUGCGGUCUCCUCCUACGUCCAUGCAUGUGCUGCUGCAGGCGUCCUGCUCAGUGGAUGGAGAAACACCACCUGUGGGAAGUACUCCUCUAGCUGCCCUGACACGAUGGUCUAUGACUACACCAUGACCAGCUGUGACCGUACCUGUCGUUCACUGAGCCAGACAGACUUCACCUGCCAGUUAGACCAUGUGUCUGUGGACGGCUGUGGCUGUGCCGAGGGAACCUACCUGAAUGACCAGGGAGAGUGUGUCCCUGCCUCACACUGCUCCUGCUACAAUGGAGGCACAGUAGUACCCCCUGGAGAGGUCACCAGGAUCUAUGGGGCUACAUGUUCUUGCAGACAAGGGAAAUUAAGCUGUACUGGAGAACAACAACAUUUAUCCUGUGAAGAACCAAUGGGUUUCUUCAACUGUUCUAGUGCAGGGCCCGGAGCCAAGGGCUCAGAGUGCCAGAAGAGCUGUCAAACACUAGACAGUCACUGUAUCAGUGCAGAGUGUGUGUCAGGCUGUGUAUGUCCUGAUGGUCUGCUGUCUGAUGGAAACGGAGGAUGCAUCAAGGAAGACCUAUGUCCCUGUUCUCACAAUGGAGUCUACUACCAACCUGGACAUGUGCUCAAAGUAGACUGCAAUACCUGCACUUGUGAAGGCAGAAAAUGGCAGUGUACCAAAAAGCAGUGUGAUGGGAUGUGUGCCAUAUAUGGAGAUGGGCAUUUCAUCACUUUUGAUGAGGAAAGGUUCACUUUCAAUGGAGAUUGUGAAUACAUUCUUACUCAGGACUACUGCAGCAACAAUCCAAAAGGUACCUUUAGAGUGAUCACAGAGAACAUUCCCUGUGGAACCACCGGCACCACCUGUUCCAAGGCCAUCAAGCUCUUCUUGGGGAACAAUGAGAUCAGACUAGCAGAUGAAUCUGUAAAAGUGAUCAAACAAGAGAACGGGGUUGACGUACCAUACCAGGUCCACUCUAUCGGUCUCUAUGUUGUUGUUGAGGCUGGAAAUGGCCUGAUCCUCAUGUGGGACAAGAAGAAUAGCCUGUUCAUCAAACUCAGCUCUACCUUCCAGGGCCAAGUGUGUGGUCUGUGUGGUAACUACGAUGGUAAUGGAAAGAACGACUUCACGUCCAGAAACCAGGAAGUGGUUGUUGAAGCUCUGGAGUUUGGGAACAGCUGGAAAGUGUCACCCAGUUGCCCCAACGCUGAUAUCAUAAAAAACCCAUGCACUUUAAGAUCAUACAGGCAGUCCUGGUCUCUGAAACGCUGCAGCAUCAUCACCAGUAACGUUUUCUCAGCCUGCCACUCACAGGUGGACCCCACGCCAUUCCAUGAUGCCUGUGUGAGGGACUCGUGUGCCUGUGACACUGGGGGAGACUGCGAGUGUUUCUGUACAGCUGUAGCAGCCUACGCCCAGGCCUGUAACGAGGCAGGGGCUUGUAUCAAGUGGAGAACACCAGAUAUCUGCCCUCUGUUCUGUGAUUUCUACAACCCUAUUGGUGAGUGUGAGUGGCAUUAUAAUCCAUGUGGAUACCCCUGUAUGAAGACCUGCAAGAAUCCCUCAGGAACAUGCUCCAGUCAGAUCCCUGCACUGGAAGGUUGCUAUCCAAAAUGUCCUUCGGCCCAGCCUUAUUUGGAAGAAAGUACCAUGAAGUGUGUCAGUAAGAAGAACUGUGGUUGCUACGAUGGAGAUGGAACUCAUUACAACGAGGGAGAGGUUAUACCUUCCAAGGAGAACUGUCAGACAUGUCGUUGCUCAUCAACUGAGGUCAGAUGCAGCUAUAAUGUCCAAGCUUGUUAUUGUUUCUACGACGGCAGAACAUACCCUUAUGGAGCGACCAUAUAUCACACAUCUGACGGUGAUGGGACCUGUAUUACUGCCACGUGCAAAGAGAAUGGAACUAUUGUCCGGAUUAUGAACCCCUGUCCCAGCACCCCAAUUCCAACAACUACACCAAGUGUUACAACAACAAAGAUAUUCACUCAAGCACCGACCACAACAGUAUUUGUUUUCUCAACUCCUACCACUACCCCAACCACAACCAUAACCCCUACCCCUACCCCCACAACAACCAUUACUCUGACAACAACCCCUUCCACUACGCCCACAACAACCCCGACUUCACCAACACCCACUUCACCCACUACUACUCCACACUGCCUGACCAAGACAGUCUGUGAAUGGUCAGACUGGAUUAACAAAUACUAUCCCUCUGUUGGACCAGAAGGAGGAGAUUUUGAAACCAUAGAAAAUAUAAGGAAAUCUGGUAUUGAUAUUUGUAGCCAACCUAAAGAUGUAGAAUGCAGAGCCAAAGACAACAUCCAUGUUCCUUUGGCCGAACUAGGUCAAAAUGUUGAAUGCAAUCCCUCAGUUGGACUGAUUUGCCGCAACAAGGAUCAAGGCAUCCCACCAAUAUGCUACAACUAUGAGAUCAGAGUCAGAUGUUGUGUUGAUGUUUGUAGCAAUGAGACACCUACCACUGCAGAAAGGCCCACAACAACCAUUAUAACAUCAACAAAUACCCCAACAACAAGAAAAACAACAGAAAGUCAAACAACAACAACUACCCCAACAACAACAACAACAGAAAGUAAAACA
This is a messenger RNA of Oncorhynchus tshawytscha (Chinook salmon), 4566 nucleotides long. Its product is annotated as mucin-5AC-like. The record is from RefSeq and is a predicted model, not a curated record. Lineage: Eukaryota; Metazoa; Chordata; Actinopteri; Salmoniformes; Salmonidae. Gene Ontology annotation, cellular component: extracellular matrix. Gene Ontology annotation, molecular function: protein binding. The annotation marks the transcript as partial. The transcript is spliced from 31 exons.